CGGGCGGGUCCCGGGGACGCGGUGCGCGUCGGAGCGAGCGCACGAGUCCCCGGCGCGCCCGCCGCGCUCGCCCCGCAGCCGCUGCCAGCCGGGCGCCGCCCGCGCUCUGGACCAGCCCGGGUAGCCCACCGAAGGCGUCCGCGGGGCCCCGGGGCGGGAGAGGAAGGGCCGUCCGCCUCGUCCCCGCUCGGCUCCCAGCACUGAGUCCCCUCCAUACGCCACCCGGACUGCGGGGCUGCCCCCGGGAGUCGCUGAGGCCGAGCACCCCGGGAAGGAGGAUCCCACGGACGCCUGCAGCCCGAGGUAAUCACCGUGGAAGACGGACGGGGCCGGUCCUCGCCCAGGAGCCCGACCCCGGGGGCUCGGAAUGCGGACUCCAGAAUGCGCACUCUCGAUCAGGACAAGUUUCUCGCGGUUUGAAGGGGUCCUGAAACCGUCACUAGUUAUUAUUUGAUUAGCCUUUCCUCUUGUGUUUUAAAUAAGUUUAUUUAGACAAUGGAAAAAAUAGCCUCCCGGAUGACUGUAGGUUUAUAAAUAUAAUCCCGAAAGUUUUGCAUGGUGUGGUUAUUUGCUUAUGCAUAUUUAUUAACCUUUAACUCUGCAGCUAGGCAGAAAAUUGACAUUUAAAAUAUUCUUUGAGGAACAUUACAAGUUCGCUGUUGCGUUCAGGCAUCGUGUUAUUUAUCAGCUUAGUUAGCAUCUGUCUUCCCGAAGCGGUACCAAAGCCUGUCCCUUGGCGACGGGUCUUGCAUGUGACACUCUUGCCCUCUAGUGCCUCACCAGCUUGGUAGCAGUUUGAUGGCUAAUAUUAAUAAGAUGUUACAUAACACAAGGGUACUGGGCCAGAACUGGUAUUGCUGCCGCUCGUGAAGCCAAAAAGCCUGAGCCGGUGGCAGUGGAUGCUGCUGUUUGAGUUUCUUUUAUAUCUGUUGAAAGUUUCUCAAGCAUUUUCGGUGCUUCCAACUUUAAUUCCAGGCUAUAUUUUCUGUGAGUCCUGAUCAAGUGACACAAAUGCGCUGCGAUGGUGACAUAAACUAUCGACUGAGACUGGAAAAGUAGCCGAAUACUAUAUUUUCUUUCCUUCUUUUUUUUCUUCUUCUUCUUUUUUUUUUUUUUUUUUAUGGUGCUUCUAUUGGGAACAGUCUGAGGGAAGUAUAUGCAACAUGAGUUUUAUCAUGAAGCUUCACAGACACUUUCAAAGGACGGUUAUUCUGCUCGCCACAUUUUGUAUGGUGAGCAUUAUUAUAUCUGCAUACUACCUGUACAGUGGCUACAAACAGGAAAAUGAACCCUCUGAGAUGAUGUCCGAAGUGGACUGUGGGGAUUUCCAGCACCUACCAUACAGGCUUAUGGAAGUCAAGACAAUGAAGCUUUCUGAUGCCUCGAGGACAGACCCCACAGUCCUGGUGUUUGUGGAGAGUCAAUACUCAUCACUUGGUCAAGACAUAAUUAUGAUUCUAGAGUCCAGUAGAUUUCAGUAUCACAUUGAAAUUGCUCCUGGAAAGGGGGAUCUCCCAGCACUUACAGAAAAAACUAAAGGCAAAUAUGUUCUCAUUAUUUAUGAGAAUAUAUUAAAGUAUAUAAAUAUGGACUCUUGGAACCGAAGCCUUUUAGAUAAAUACUGUGUGGAAUAUGGUGUGGGUAUCAUUGGAUUCCACAAAACUAGCGAGAAGAGUCUACAGAGCUUUCAGUUGAAAGGUUUCCCUUUCUCCAUAUAUGGAAACAUUGCAGUAAAAGAUUGUUGUAUUAACCCUCAUUCUCCAUUGCUUCAUGUGACCAAAUCUUCCAAGCUGGAGAAAGGUUCUUUACCUGGAACAGACUGGACAGUUUUCCAGAUUAAUCACUCAGCCUACCAACCAGUAAUAUUUGCCAAAGUAAAGACCCCAGAGAACCUUUCUCCUCCCAUCUCUAAAGGUGCUUUUUACGCCACUGUCAUACAUGACUUGGGGCUUCAUGAUGGAAUUCAGAGAGUUUUUUUUGGCAACAACUUGAACUUUUGGUUGCAUAAGCUCAUCUUCAUAGACGCUGUUUCCUUCUUGUCAGGGAAGAGGCUGACACUGUCCUUGGACAGGUACAUUCUUGUGGAUAUUGAUGAUAUUUUUGUGGGAAAGGAGGGAACAAGAAUGAACAUCAAUGAUGUUAAGGCCCUGCUUGACACUCAGAAUCUUUUGCGUGCACAAAUCACAAAUUUUACAUUCAACCUGGGAUUUUCAGGAAAAUUUUACCAUACAGGAACUGAAGAGGAAGAUGAAGGAGAUGACCAUCUUCUGGGGUCUGUGGAUGAGUUUUGGUGGUUUCCUCAUAUGUGGAGCCAUAUGCAACCUCACCUCUUCCAUAAUGAGUCAUCUUUGGUGGAGCAGAUGAUUCUCAACAAAAAAUUUGCUUUAGAGCACGGCAUUCCAACCGACAUGGGCUACGCAGUGGCCCCUCACCAUUCGGGCGUCUACCCUGUACAUGUUCAGCUUUACGAGGCUUGGAAGAAGGUUUGGAAUAUUAGAAUCACCAGCACAGAAGAAUAUCCGCAUCUGAAACCAGCCAGACACCGGAGGGGCUUCAUCCACAAAAACAUCAUGGUUCUUCCAAGACAAACCUGUGGGCUUUUCACUCACACAAUUUUCUACAAGGAAUAUCCAGGAGGUCCUAAAGAGCUGGACAAGAGUAUCCAAGGAGGUGAACUUUUCUUCACUGUGGUUCUCAAUCCAAUCAGCAUUUUCAUGACACAUCUGUCCAACUAUGGGAAUGACCGCCUGGGACUAUAUACAUUUGUUAAUCUGGCCAACUUCGUGCAGAGCUGGACCAACUUGCGACUUCAGACCCUGCCCCCAGCGCAGCUGGCUCACAAGUAUUUUGAGCUCUUUCCUGAUCAAAAAGACCCUCUCUGGCAGAAUCCUUGUGAUGACAAACGCCACAGAGACAUUUGGUCAAAAGAAAAAACCUGUGAUCGCUUACCAAAAUUCUUGGUAAUAGGACCCCAGAAAACUGGAACCACUGCUUUGUAUUUGUUCCUGGUUAUGCAUCCUUCCAUCUUUAGUAACUCCCCCAGCCCAAAAACCUUUGAGGAGGUACAGUUCUUUAAUAGAAAUAACUACCACAGGGGGAUUGAUUGGUAUAUGGAUUUCUUCCCAGUCCCAUCUAAUGUCACCACUGACUUUCUGUUUGAAAAGAGUGCCAAUUACUUCCACUCAGAGGAAGCUCCUAAAAGAGCAGCUUCUCUGGUGCCCAAAGCCAAGAUCAUAACCAUCCUCAUCGACCCCUCAGAUCGAGCAUAUUCCUGGUAUCAGCAUCAGCGAUCACAUGAAGACCCUGCAGCUCUGAAGUUUAGCUUCUACGAAGUGAUCUCAGCUGGGCCCCGUGCACCCUCCGAGCUUAGAGCCUUGCAGAAGAGAUGCUUGGUCCCAGGGUGGUAUGCCAGCCACAUCGAGAGAUGGCUUGUUUAUUUCCCUUCCUUUCAGUUGCUAAUUAUCGAUGGGCAACAGCUAAGGAUGGAUCCUGCUACAGUGAUGGAUGAAGUACAGAAAUUUCUAGGAGUCUCUCCUCAUUAUAAUUACUCUGAAGCUUUAACGUUUGAUUCUCAUAAAGGUUUCUGGUGUCAAUUAUUGGAAGAAGGUAAAACAAAAUGCCUAGGAAAGAGCAAAGGAAGAAAAUACCCUCCAAUGGAUCCUGAUAGCAGAGCAUUUCUGUCAAGCUACUACCGAGAUCACAAUGUGGAACUGUCCAAACUGCUACACAGACUGGGGCAGCCUCUGCCAUCCUGGCUGAGACAGGAGCUGCAGAAAGUGAGAUAGCACUGAGAAAACAUCUCGAGAAUCCAUCUGCCAUGUAACAUUCACCUUUCACAAAGCUUCCAGAAGCUACCAAAAGGCUGUUUAAAAAUAUACCUCUUCAAAUAAGAAAAAAAGAACAAAGUUCCUUCCAUGUGCUGGCAUGUGGAUGACUGGGGGAAAAAAACAAAAACAAAAACAAAAAACAAAGAAAGAAAGAAAACAUACCUGUUACAAGCCUUGAGGCCUAUGGCCUUUCUCUUAAUCCAUAUCUGAGCCUGUGGGAUUAUUGUAGACUACUGUGCACUCAUGUGGAAGUCAACUGCAACCAAUAUACGUGUCAGAUGCAAAUGCAGAAUUGUUCCAUUUCAUAGUAAUAUUUACACUUUUAUAUAUCAACUAAAAUUGUGUCUCUGUAGAUUUUUAGAUCACUGUUUGCCUGUAAAAUGUUUUCUUAUUCUUUGAUCCUAUAAAGUGUCCUACAAAACAAGAAGCAAAAUAAACAUCAUAAUGUAGCAUAAAAUGCCAAAGGCGUAAUACCCAUGAAGAAUGCUUGCCAAGAUAUAAAUCCACUGGAUACUUAGAAAGAAUUGUAAAUUAUAAUUUGUUGCUAGAUCAGAGAGUGGAAAAGUUCUCUACGAGGUUUAUCUAUAUCAAAAUAAAAAGGUAAGUGCUAUAGCAAAAAAAAAAAAAAACCUGAUUUUUCAUACACAUACUCUAGUGCAUUUAUGUAAAAAUUACUAACUCCUCUGUAGUAAUUGUUAUACUGAGAUAUGUUGUAAAGCCAUCGAAACGUAUAUGGAAACAUGCUGAAUAUACUAAAACAGUAAAUGGUAAUGUAAAUUGUACUCACGAAAUCCUCUAAAAGGGAGAAAUUGCAGGGGUCUGAAGAUAUUAUCAUUGACAACUUGUAUUCUCUUUUUGUGAGCUACAAACCUACUCCAAUAGUUCUCACUGGUUCUACAGAAACACUUGCAUAGAAUGUGAGCUAUGUGUCAUCUCCAGAAACAUACUGACUUUUAAAAGUAAAAACUUUUUUAAAAAUUUUCUCCAGAACAAGACCUAUUAAAUGAAAACUAAGCACAGUGUCUUUAGAUGAUGUUAUUCACAUUUAAAUUAUAGAAAAAUUGCAUCUUUCCAGAUAGUUCAAAAUGAAAUUGUAUAAUGUAGAGAUUUAUAACAAAAAAACAAAUUGAUAUAUGAUUUUUAAUCUCAUAUUUCCCAUGAUACUUUUAAUAUAAGGCAGAAGAAAAUAAGCCAGGGCCAUGUCUCCCUUUUUUUAGAAUAUUUUGUAUGUUCUCUCAUGAAAGGCAAUAAAACAUAGUUAAAUAUAAAGAUUAUCUACCAAAUUAAAUGGAGGAAGUACAAAGAUGAGGCAGACAUGAUUCCUUAACUUAAACUUUAAUUGAUCAUAUGGUUAAUAAAGUAUUCAGAAAAGAAUCAUACUUAUUGUCCUAUGCUUACAUUUAAUUAAUUUUUAAAUUCACUGUACAUAUAAAAAAAUUAAGUAGCAAAUUCCCUGCUAUGAUUACAUAAGCCAUUAUAAAAUGUUAUCAUAAGUAUGAUCAAGAAAAAAAAAGAUAUGCAAGGAAAAGUCAUAGCCCAAAUAUUUUCUUGGUCAUUAUAAUGUGUGAAACUAAACUCUAUCAAUUACUCACUAAUUAGAAAACAAAUUCUGAGACCCUUCCACUUACUACAUUAUAGUUAUUAAAUAUUUUUUAAGGUCUUAUGCUCCCAAAUGAUACACUGUUUUAAACAAAUACUCUAAUAGCCAAAAGAACUGGAGAAAGAAAAAGUUUUCAAGACCCCUACUGUAAAAGCAAUAUCAAAGUCAUUUGGACAAAUAUGGUGAACUCAAUCUUCAUGCUUACUGCUAGCCUUUUUAAAGCAGCAUUUGCCCAGCAUGGUAGGAAAAUGAAUGUAGUGUUUCACCUCCACUAAUUUAAGAAAACUGGCUUAAGAGGGGCACACAUAGUGAGAGUAAGCCCCAGCGGUUAUAUACAGUAUCAUGGUUUUAUUUUGGCAUUUCUACUGAUAAAAAAAAAAAGAAAAAGAAAAAAAUGAUACAUUUGUGUUUUAAUGAUGAGACGUGUAUUUAAAUUUCUAAACAAAGCUGCUCCUGGCACAAUUUUGUCUAGGUAAACUGAGUCAAGGGAACAUCAUACCCUUUAAGAUAAAUGUUAAAAAACAUACUGGAUGCUUGUAUAAUGAAGGAAAAAGGAAAAGAUCAUACCAAAAUUUACUCAUUCACAGGAAAGGCAUUAUGCUAUCUAUAGUAGCAAACCUUUGAAAGGAUUUUUGACCACUUAAUAUAUCUUGGAGGCAACAUCAAAUUCUAGAGUACAUACAUACUUUCUACAUUAUAUACUCCAGCUGGUUAUUAAGAUAUUCUAAAAGUAACAUAAAUACAUAUGAGAAAAGAAUGAGAGCUAAUGUGAUUUAAAACUGGCUUUGUAUAGAAUUCCUUUUUCAUUGCUUAAAAUUGGAACUUCCUCAGGAAGAAAUGAAAUGGUUAUUUCAAUGUUUAUAGCUAUGAUAUUCUUGUCAUUCACAUUGAAUGAAAAUUACUGGAAACAUUUUUUCUCUGAGUUUUUUAAAAUAAAAAAGCUGAAUAUAAUUCUGAUAGUAGCAUGGUACCUCAUAUGUACAACAAUAAACUGUGAU
This is a messenger RNA of Mustela erminea (ermine), 6425 nucleotides long. RefSeq names its product N-deacetylase and N-sulfotransferase 3 (gene NDST3). Gene Ontology annotation, molecular function: deacetylase activity; heparan sulfate N-sulfotransferase activity. Gene Ontology annotation, cellular component: Golgi apparatus. The record is from RefSeq and is a predicted model, not a curated record. The transcript has 14 exons. Bases 1164 to 3785 code for a protein of 873 amino acids. NCBI's taxonomy places the organism in Eukaryota, Metazoa, Chordata, Mammalia, Carnivora, Mustelidae.